Molecule: messenger RNA, 1280 nt
Organism: Gordionus sp. m RMFG-2023
Lineage: Eukaryota; Metazoa; Nematomorpha; Gordioida; Chordodea; Parachordodidae
Product: protein Rae1-like
Exons: 9
Coding region: 41-1195 (384 amino acids)
Biological process (GO): RNA export from nucleus; transcription-dependent tethering of RNA polymerase II gene DNA at nuclear periphery
Cellular component (GO): nuclear pore
Molecular function (GO): ubiquitin binding; RNA binding
Source: RefSeq, a predicted model, not a curated record
GUUCCUGUAUUUAAAAUUUAAAAUUUUUAUUGAAAAUAUUAUGUUUGGAGCACAAGUUCCUUCUUUUCAAUCAAAUAUUGGUUUUGGUAGCACAGGCACCUUCGCUUCGCCUCAACCAACUCCAUUACCAACUGUUACCUCUAAUCCUAAUAAGGAUUUGGAGAUUCCUCAGCCUCCUGAUGAUACAGUGACUGCCCUAAGAUUUAUUAGCCCUGGAGGUAUGGGCAGUCAACUUAAUUAUAUGCUUGCAUCUAGUUGGGAUCAAACGGUCAGGAUAUGGGAAUUACAAUCAACAGGAAAUUGUGUACCUAAAGCUAUGCAAAAAUUAGAUGCCCCUGUUCUCUCAGCUUGUUGGAGUGAUGAUGGAACAAAAAUUUUUACUGCUGGAUGUGAUAAAACAUCAAGAAUGUGGGAUCUUACUUCAAAUCAAAUGAUUCAAGUGGCUCAACAUGAUGCACCGAUAAAGACAAUACACUACAUAAAAGCUCCUAAUUACACUUCUCUUCUUACUGGCAGCUGGGAUAAAACAUUAAAAUUAUGGGACAUGAGAUCUCCUAAUCCAAUGUUAACUCUGCAGUUACCUGAAAGAUGCUAUUGCGCAGAUGCUGUUUAUCCCGUAGCCGUUGUCGGAACCGCUAACCGUAAUAUAGUAUUGUUUUCUUUGGAGGGAACUCCAAGAGAAGUACGGAAAGUCGAGUGCACAUUGAAAUAUCAACUGAGAACUGUUAGCAUCUUUUACGAUAAAACGUCUUCACUUAAUCCUCCAGCGGGAUUCGCUAUAGGCAGUAUAGAAGGAAGGGUUAGUAUAAACGUUCUAAAUACAAACUUACCCAAAGAUAACUUUACCUUCAAGUGCCACAGGUCUACAGAAACCGUUAAUGGGGUGCAAGAGAUAUAUCCGGUAAAUGAUAUAUCCUUCCAUCCCAUCCACAACACGUUAGCAACUGUUGGUUCAGAUGGCCGAUACAAUUUUUGGGACAAGGAUUCCAGAACUAAGCUUAAAUCAUCAGAAAUAGCCUCAACGCCUAGUGAGGUAAUGCCUAUUACCUGUUGCGCUUUCAACCCUUCCGGACAUAUAUUCGCGUAUUCUACCGGUUAUGAUUGGUCUAAGGGACACGAAUUUAAUCGACCCGACAAGAAACCUGCCAUAUAUAUGCAUCCCGCUUUUGAGGAAUUAAAGCCGAGAAAGAAAUGAAGACAUUAUUUCAUUAUUUGUACAUAAUAUAACUACGAAGACAAUGGAUACACUAAUUUAAUUACAAAUAAUAUAUUAUUUUUAA